UCUCUUUGUCGCAGUUCUGAAAUUCAAAGAUCAGCUGCAAAAUUGAGAAGGGAAGCAAAUGGAUCUCCAGCCCGCCCAGGAACAGGACGGUGGCGGAGCCUCUAAAUUCAAUCUCACUGUCAAAUUCAGUGGUCGAUCAAUACCCAUUGAAAUCGGCGCAACUUCCACCGUCAAAGAUGUCAAAGCCCUUCUUCAAACGCUCACCAACGUCCUCCCUCGAGGCCAGAAGCUCAUUUACAAAGGGAGAGUGUUGUCGGACGACUUGACAUUGGAAUCUUCGGGGGUUAUUAAUGGAUCCAAGAUUAUGCUCAUGGCUUCGCAGGGCCUUCACCAAGGGGAUGGUCCCAUAAAAAAGGACUCAGUGGCGAUUACGAGUGUGAGGAAGGCAGCAGAUAAUGCGAGAGGAAAGAAAGAAAAGAUUGAGGUGCCUGUCACAAAGAGUCGGCUUGAACGUUGGAAAGCCACUGGUGUGAUAGCAUUAUCAAAUUCUGGUCUAACGAAUAUACCUGAAGAAAUCUUGACUAGUGGAACAUCUGCUAGAGUGCUAGAUGUCAGCCAAAAUUCAUUACUCGAGGUGCCAGCUACUGUUGCCUGCUUAAGCUCCAUGCAGAAAUUGUUUCUCAAUGGCAACAACUUAUCAGAUAAAUCCAUAAGCUGGGAAGGAGUAACAUCAUUAAAAUCUCUCAUGGUUCUAUCACUAAAUGAAAAUAAUUUGACAACAUUGCCUUCUUCCAUCGGUGCCUUGACAUGCUUGAAGCAACUUAACAUCUCUGGCAACAAAUUGAGUUGUAUGCCUGCUGAAAUAGGUUUGUUGACAGAACUUCAGGUGUUGAAGGCAGAUAAUAACAGGCUACAAAGUAUUCCCGUCUCUAUUGGAGGAUGCUUUUCUCUUAUUGAGGUCGAUCUUUCUCAUAAUCUCCUUGCUGAGUUGCCUGAGACAUUCGACAGUUUCAAAAAUUUGAAGGCAUUGUAUCUCAAACAUAAUGGGCUGAAGUCCCUACCCAGCACACUAUUCAAAUCUUGCUUGCAGCUUUCAAUUCUUGAUCUUCAUGGCACAGAAAUAACCAUGGACGUUCUCCGACAGUUUGAAGGAUGGGAGAGUUUCGAUGAGCGGCGUCGCUCUAAGCAUCAGAAACAACUCGAAUUUCGAGUCGCCGGAGCAGGUGAGUUUGAUGAAGGUGCUGAUAAAAACUGGUGAUGGAAAAAUUGCUUCAACAUUGAAGGAUUGGAUGAUUGUGUUGUAUUUAUGGCAAUGUUCAGUUUCUUUAGAAAGAAUGUUUUGAUUAAUAUGAUAAAUAUGCUCCUGCAUAUGAUAGUUGUAGUAUUUUCAUAAGUUCAUGCAAUAACAAAUUUAAGAACUUUAAUUUAUUAAAAUAAG
Molecule: messenger RNA, 1378 nt
Organism: Andrographis paniculata
Lineage: Eukaryota; Viridiplantae; Streptophyta; Magnoliopsida; Lamiales; Acanthaceae
Product: LRR repeats and ubiquitin-like domain-containing protein At2g30105
Exons: 10
Coding region: 59-1198 (379 amino acids)
Molecular function (GO): protein binding
Source: RefSeq, a predicted model, not a curated record